AUGGCCGGUUCGGUUCGAUCCGGUCGAGAAUUAUUGGAAGUCGGACAGUUACUCCCAGGACACUUGCUCACGGGUGCGGGUGAGGAUGAGGGUGAUGGUUUUAAAUAUCAACCAUGUGAUCAAUUAAUUAAACAAACAUGUUUAUCACAUGGAACUAAACGUGAAGUUUUAUGUACUAAUGAAACUGGUGGUACAAAAACAUUUACAUGUGGUCAUCAUAAAUGUACAAAAACAUGUCAUGAUGGACCAUGUCCAGAUUGUUUAUUAUUACCAGAAAAUUGUAAAACAUGUGCUUGUGGAAAAACAAUUAUGGAUAAUCAACAACGAUCAUCAUGUAUUGAUCCAUUACCAACUUGUGAGAAAUUAUGUGCAAGAAUUCUAUCAUGUGGUUCGAUCGAUGAUCGUCAUCAAUGUUUAGCUCACUGUCAUAAUGGACCAUGUCCAUCAUGUAGUACACAAUUAAUUCUUCAAUGUCGUUGUGGACAAUCAAGUAAAUCAACAUCAUGUUCAUGUGAUCGUUUGGUAAAAGAUAUUGUUUGUAAUGUAAAAUCCAAUGAAGGAAAAGAUGAUGCUGAUUUAACUCAAUCACUGGUUCGAGCAUUAUCUGUUCGAACAAUUGAUUUAACACUUGCACGAAAACAACAGCCACAACAACAGGAAUUAGAAUGUGAUGAACGUCGUAUAAUCCAACAAGAUGAAAAUUUAGCUCAAGCAUUAUCAAUUAAUCUCAAUGAACGACGACCAUCACCAACUGUGUAUACAAAUUUCUUACGUGAUUAUGCCAGAAGACAUUUAGAACUUGUUCAAGCUAUUGAACGAAAAUUUAGUCUACUUGUUACAUUAACUGAAUAUCAUGGUCAUCCAACACGUCAUCAUCAUGGUUUAAAACUAUAUUUUUCAUUGAAACCAAUGCAUGUAGAUGAAGAUCGUUUAAUUCAUACAUUAGCAAAUUUUUAUGGUCUUGAAACGCAACAAGUGAAUUAG
This is a messenger RNA of Rotaria sp. Silwood2, 984 nucleotides long. The record is from the annotation of a GenBank genome assembly. Lineage: Eukaryota; Metazoa; Rotifera; Eurotatoria; Philodinida; Philodinidae.